GUACACCUGAGAUUAGCUCACAGGAAUCAUGACCAUGGGGAGGAUCAUAUUCUAUGAGGAGAGGAACUUCCAGGGCCGGUCCUACGAGACCAGCAGUGACUGCCCGGAGCUGACCUCCUACCUGAGCAGGUGCAACUCCUGCAGGGUGGAGAGCGGCCUCUUCGUGGUCUACGAGAAGCCCAACUUCAUCGGCCACCAGAUCCUGGUGAGACGGGGCGAGUACCCCGACAACCAGCGGUUGAUGGGGAUGAGCACCAGCGACUGCAUCCGAUCCUGCCGAAACAUCCCCAUGCACCGAGGGCCCUUCCGGAUGAGGAUCUACGAAAGGGAGAACUUCGGAGGCCAGAUGCACGAGCUGCUGGACGACUGCGACAACAUGAUGGAGCGCUUCCGCAUGUCCGAGUGCCAGUCGUGCAACGUGACGGACGGACACUGGCUGAUGUUCGAGCAGCCCAACUACAGAGGCAGGAUGGUGUACCUGAAGCCAGGAGAGUACAGGAACCUCAGGGAGAUGAGCACGACCAACCUGAGCAGGUUCAGCUCCAUCAGACGCAUCAUGGACGCCUGUUAGCUCC
This is a messenger RNA of Nematolebias whitei (Rio pearlfish), 575 nucleotides long. Its product is annotated as gamma-crystallin M3-like. The transcript has 3 exons. Gene Ontology annotation, molecular function: structural constituent of eye lens. Gene Ontology annotation, biological process: lens development in camera-type eye; visual perception. The record is from RefSeq and is a predicted model, not a curated record. Lineage: Eukaryota; Metazoa; Chordata; Actinopteri; Cyprinodontiformes; Rivulidae. The coding region runs from base 29 to 571 and encodes 180 amino acids.